This is a messenger RNA of Perkinsus marinus ATCC 50983, 186 nucleotides long. RefSeq lists its product as hypothetical. The record is from RefSeq and is a predicted model, not a curated record. Bases 1 to 186 code for a protein of 61 amino acids. Lineage: Eukaryota; Perkinsozoa; Perkinsida; Perkinsidae. The transcript has 2 exons.
AUGGCUUGGACUUUUGAGUUCAAGGAGUUCCCUGUCACUAGAAUGAUGGCUGAAAAAGGGUUGCUCUUACGAGAACUACGAGAUGGCAUGACACGAAGGUGGAUCGUGGUCGAGGACUUGUCCGAGGCUAUGAUCCUGCGCAAGGCUCUCGGUAUGACUGAUCGGGCGCGCGCUGAGGGUUUAUGA